AUGUUCUAUGGCUCUCAUCCUCAAUCUAUUUUGACUUAUCAGGGUCGAAUAGUCGCUGUUGAGGAUCUUAUAUACGACAUCCUUUGCUUCUGCCAUCUCGCUAGCGAACACGGCGAUCAGGACGCUACGAACGCCCUAAUUCAAGAUAACUACGCCUUUGUUCCGUUUGCGCUCGUUAGAUAUUUCGUGGGUUCCUGUCCAAGUUGCGUUGAGAAGUCGUUGAAGAAGGCCAUGGAUGUCAUGCCGGCUCAAGGCAAUCGUAUGGUCGAUGAACAGAAGCCUGGCCCCAUGAGGGCGGAUAGCACCCUCGUCAAUGAUACGCCGUCCAACUCCGCGUCUGCAUCCAGGUCUUCAAUUCCUCUGCUCUCUCCAGAAACCUCAAAAUCAAAAGUACCGGUGGCUAUUACCAUUGAUAUUGUGGAUGAAACAGGUCGGGAAAAAGAAGAGGAGGAUUUUGUGAGAUACCUUCAUCUGGAACGUACACUCCGGAAUCCUGUCACCAAGGUCAAACUUCCUUUGAUGGCCACACGCUCUAGUCCCGGAUUCCGCCCGCCCUCUACCUCGUCUCCUGGUGCUAUUGAGCGCGUUACGAGUCUUCCGAUGUCGCGGGAGGUCUCCCUCUAUCAAGGCAUUCCCAAUGGGUGGCAAUACCAUUUCCCAGAUUAUGAAUCCGCGUUGAAUGAGUUCGUCAAACAGAAGGACGAUUCGUUGAUUCUUCCUAGUGAAGGCGUGUCCAAGAAAAGGGACGCUGUUCCUCGCGUCCCGAGUAUUGCACCUUUGAGAGGCGACAAGAUACAUAAUACUCUUGGGAAUGGCAGAGAGCUCUUUGAUCACGAGCCUCCGAGCUUCCGAAAGAGGGAGACUGUGCAGGAAACGCCCAAAGACGACCUUCUGAGCCUCGCCCUAGCUCAAAUCGAAAAAUUUAGUGUCAGCUUUGAGGGUUGUAAAGUAAGAGUUCUCGCAUGCUAUGCCGACUGGGGAUGCUUACUUUGA
Molecule: messenger RNA, 993 nt
Organism: Marasmius oreades (fairy-ring Marasmius)
Lineage: Eukaryota; Fungi; Basidiomycota; Agaricomycetes; Agaricales; Marasmiaceae
Exons: 2
Coding region: 1-993 (330 amino acids)
Source: RefSeq, a predicted model, not a curated record